Messenger RNA from Micropterus dolomieu (smallmouth bass), 1724 nucleotides. RefSeq names its product glial cell line-derived neurotrophic factor-like. Gene Ontology annotation, molecular function: growth factor activity; receptor tyrosine kinase binding; glial cell-derived neurotrophic factor receptor binding. Lineage: Eukaryota; Metazoa; Chordata; Actinopteri; Centrarchiformes; Centrarchidae. Gene Ontology annotation, biological process: positive regulation of branching involved in ureteric bud morphogenesis; peripheral nervous system development; negative regulation of neuron apoptotic process. The coding region runs from base 443 to 1246 and encodes 267 amino acids. The record is from RefSeq and is a predicted model, not a curated record. The transcript is spliced from 2 exons.
UCCUCGCGGUUCAGUCAGAUUGAUUGUGAGGGGAUAUGAACGGGAAUGAGCGUCACUGCAUGGUGCGCAGUGAAUGAAAAUCCGAGUGAAGGACUGCAAAGUGGGAGUACAUUUCGUCUUCCAAGCGUCGUUGGUUUGCAAACAACUCCAGAGAGAAGUCUUGGUUUUGUAUUUUGCGCUCCUUUGGUUUCGUGCCUGCUUGUAUGUUGCGCAGCGCUGCACAGCGUGGGCCAGCUGGCAGUUAAGUGAUAGCGUGCAGUUAACUGUACGCAGGCACUAAUACAUUAAUCUUCACCAUUUUCUGUGACAGGAACCCGAGCUGAUGAGUGCGCCCCACCUUUUCCUCUCCAACUAUUAAACAAUAUGCUGAUUAUCGCUUUAGCCAGAUGAUACCUGUUGAUUUUGCAUCGCGCCAUGUCCUUCUGUCGGACUGAAGUGGACAAUGAAGUUAUGGGAUAGCCUGACCACUUGUUUGAUACUGCUGAGCGCCGUGCACGCCGACUCGCUGCUCCGGGAUACGUCCACAACGAGGAGAGGGCGCGCCGCCGAGAGUCCCCUGGAGCGUCCGCCAGUUCAGAUCCGCUUGUCUGUCACUUCUUCGGGCAUCAGCCGCGCUGAAGCGGAUACAGCGGACUGGGAAGAGACACUGGCUGGAGGAGACGCAUACACAAUGGAGCAGCCACCCCCAAACAAGUUUGAAGACGUGGUGGACUUCAUCAAAGUGACCAUCAGUAGAAUACGUCGCUCCUCCUCAUCCACUGUGUCCUCAUCUACCUCCUCCACCUCCUCCUCCACCUCCUCCCCCUCCAAAGAAAACUUGAGCAGCAGGACUCGACACAGAAGGGAGAAGAAGAAGGGGACAAGCCAGCAGAGUGGUAGAGGUGGAAGAGGAGGAGCAAGAAGGGGGGAGACAGGGAGGAAGGCUAGGGUAGGAGGAGGGAAUGGACGAGGACAGGGCUGUGUGCUCAAACAGAUACACCUCAAUGUGUCGGACCUCGGUCUGGGCUACCGCUCCAGCGAGGAAAUGAUAUUCAGAUACUGCUCUGGACCCUGCAGGAAGUCUGAGACCAACUAUGACAAAAUCCUUUACAACCUCGUUCACAACAGGAGGCUUCCUCCAAAAGACACGCCCCCUCAGGCUUGCUGUCGGCCAAUUGCGUUUGACGAUGACCUCUCGUUUCUGGAUGACAACCUCAUCUACCACACCGUGAGGAAGCACUCCGCCAGGAAAUGUGGUUGUGUGUAGGGAGUGUGAGCUCUUGUCAGGCUUUGUGUAAUUUUACAUUCACUCCCCAUUUAGAAGUAUGAUGCUGAGUUGUUUUCUGAUUUUUCUCACUGUGAGGAAACCUAUUGCGUUGUUUGUGGCCGCGAAUGACUUGAGUCCAUCAGUAAAGGAGUAAAUAAGGAGAGGAGGUGGCAUCGCUAUGAUUCCUAAUGAUCGUCAUCCUUGGCUCAAUCACAAUAUCUACAAUUUACAUUACGCCUUACAUUGCUAAUGUGUGAUUUUAAAUGUUUCCAUGGAUACUCAACCUAAAGGACUGAAAUCAAUAAGACACAACGGAGGAAUCAGCUGACUCAUUCUGUCUACUGUAUAGCACAUAUGUUACAUGGAAAAUGGUAUACACAUAUGAAUUUUAUUUAUGAAAUCUUGAAAUUAUUAAAUUAUUGAUAUUUAUUUUGUUUUUAUAAAAUUAAUAAAUGUUAUUUAUUACUGUAAUGUGAUA